Durusdinium trenchii is the source of this 516-nucleotide messenger RNA. NCBI's taxonomy places the organism in Eukaryota, Dinophyceae, Suessiales, Symbiodiniaceae. The record is from the annotation of a GenBank genome assembly.
AUGGCAUGCACGUGGGUGAGCUUGGACAACACCUUGCGGAACUACCUCAUGAAGAAAGCCGCCGCGCACGAGGCGGCCCGUGAGUCAAUGAACGAAGCCGCUCAGGCCGCGCGCGAAGCUGCCGACCUCAUCCGCGGCGCCAACCCGGAUGCGAUGCCAGUACCGGAGAUGGAGGAAGCCGGGCCCACGGAGGUCAUCGAAGAUGUGGCACCCGCCGAACCCGGUGAAGCUCUCGGGCCAGUCGAGGCCGAGGAGUUGAGUGAAGAGCUGGGGAUCGAGGUACCACCUGACGCCACACUGGAAGAUUUGCCUGCGCUCAACGACAUGGCGGAGCUCAACCACGAAGGGGUGGACUUGGAGCGUGAAAGGGAGAUGCUGUAUUCCUCAAACAUCAACGACGAACUUUCCAAAGUGAGCUGCGCUCCACCGGUGGAGCUUAUGCUGUGGCUGCAGGCACCAGCGUCAAAGAUGCGUCGACAUGAGCCUCUCAACCGGUUCCUGAUUGAUAUCCAUUAA